CGGUUUAGCGUUGGAAGGCAAUUUUUUUUUUUUUUUUUUUAAUCGAGGUUGGAAAGAGAAAGUUGGAGAAGAAUCAAGUAGGAGGGAAGUUUUGAACCUGAGACGUCCCUGAGUUUUAGGAUAAACGGUGGAAAGGACGGAUCGGCCCGAUUCGGGAGCGGUGAUGUUCCUCAAAGUGAUAGCAAAGUCUUUCCUUUUCCUUCUGACGACGCUGCUGGCGACUGUGAGCGACGUCGUCAGCUUCGGAGAGAUCAUCUACGCCAUAAACGCCGGCGGGGACACGCACACGGACAUCUUCGGCAUCCGGUUCGAAAGGGAUCCGCUCUACGGAAAAGUCGGCAUACCCUCCGACUACGGGAAGCAGUUGCUCAUAGCCAGGGUCCCACCCAACGACCAGAUACUCUACCAGACAGAAAGGUACCACCACAGCACAUUUGGCUACGAUAUACCCAUCAAUCACGAUGGUGACUAUGUCAUGGUACUCAAGUUCUGCGAGGUUUACUUCAAUGCUCCAAACAUGAAAGUUUUUGACAUAGUUUUAAACGGUGAUCAUACGAUCGUUGCUGACUUAGACAUAUUCGAUCGGGUUGGCAGGGGUGUCGCCCAUGAUGAAUACAUAAGCUUCAGCGUCAACAAUGGAAAGCUUUAUUACAAUGAAGAAGAAUCAGAUAUCAGGGGUGGAAAAAUCCGGGUAGAGUUUAUAAAGGGUUAUAGAGAUAAUCCAAAAGUAAAUGCAAUUUAUGUAAUGAGAGGAAAAAUUGAAGAUGUGCCAAAGCUGCCUCCAUUGCCAGACACAGAAGAGUGGAAGGGGGAGGAGAGUGAGGAGAAGCAAAUUGGUGCCAAGUCGCGGCGUCCCAGCGGUCCCAAGACACCGGAUCCGUACCAGAUUGAUGACUCUUCUAUAAUGUUACCACUGUUUGUGGCUUUUGGGGCCUUCUUACCUUUACUCUUCUGCCUCUGCAAACUGUGAUAAAUCCCCAUUUUUCUAGCUGCUGGUCAAACAAAUGUUCAGGACUCUCUAAAUUUUAGAAAUUUAGAGAAAAUUACAUUUAAAAAAAGUUUAUGUUGCACGACAUAAAGUGAGUAUAUAAUAUAUAACGUUUGCUCCCCCUUUUUUUUAAUAUUGUAAAUAUUAAAUUACAACUUUGAUAAAAGUAUUAAUCACAGUUACAGUUUAAAUAUAAACUUUUUUUAUAAUGUCAAGUGAUUUAGAAAUAUCUUGUUAAAAAAAAAUUACAUGACACAAGCAUAUAUUAUUUCAAUAUGCACAAAGUUCAUUUUGAGCCACCUUGUAACUUGUAAUUAUAAUUAAAAAGAGUCCUGUAAUUAAGACUGAGGUCAUAUAAUACAGGUGCAAAAUUAUCUGUAUUAACAAGACUGUUUGGCCUAUUUAUCUUAACAACCAUGAAACAUUAAAAGUACUUAAUAAGUGUGAGAAUGGUUUUAUUUUAGAUUCUAGUAAAAAUGGUGGGGUUUUUUUAUGGGUUGAAAAUUUGUGGCUUGUUUUUUUUCCAGAUUCUCUAAGCGAA
Cimex lectularius (bed bug) is the source of this 1529-nucleotide messenger RNA. RefSeq names its product malectin. The transcript is spliced from 5 exons. Bases 164 to 970 code for a protein of 268 amino acids. Lineage: Eukaryota; Metazoa; Arthropoda; Insecta; Hemiptera; Cimicidae. Gene Ontology annotation, molecular function: carbohydrate binding. The record is from RefSeq and is a predicted model, not a curated record. Gene Ontology annotation, cellular component: membrane.